Schistosoma haematobium is the source of this 541-nucleotide messenger RNA. Its product is annotated as Cytochrome c oxidase subunit 5B. Lineage: Eukaryota; Metazoa; Platyhelminthes; Trematoda; Strigeidida; Schistosomatidae. The annotation marks the transcript as partial. Gene Ontology annotation, biological process: mitochondrial electron transport, cytochrome c to oxygen. The record is from RefSeq and is a predicted model, not a curated record. The transcript has 5 exons. Gene Ontology annotation, cellular component: mitochondrial envelope.
GGACUAUACCCUAGGAGCGUUGCCAGCUUGUAAGAUAGCGUUGUUCUUCGGGCUGAAGUCACACACAUGUACUCCCAUCAGUAAAAGUUGGAUGAUGUUCGCGUACUCUCGGAUUAAUGUCGUAAGGUCUAUCCCGUUAGUAAGAAGCUAUGUUGGUUCGUGCUACUUAAGACUUUUUACGACUAAGUCAGAUGCAAAUGAAUCAUCAGAAAACUGCGUUGUUUCUGAUUUCCCACUGCUUAGUGAAGCUGUGAAUGCAAAAGACUUUGAAUUAGUAUCGAAAAUAGUUGUGGAACAGGAUCCCUUUGAGGUUAAACGCAUACGGAUCCCUAUAGAAAAUUCAAAGUCCUCUCCUAAUCUUAUUCCUUCACAGUCACACAGGCGAAUGGUUGGAUGCAUCUGUGAACCGGAAGCGGACUCUAUCAAUUGGCUAGAAUUAGAAAAAGGCGAUCCAGUUCAGUGUUAUUGUGGCCACUGGUUUAAAUUAGUCAAUUAUGAAGACUACUUUAAUAUGACUAAUCAAUAAAACUGUUCAUAAAUA